Molecule: messenger RNA, 5341 nt
Organism: Puntigrus tetrazona (Sumatra barb)
Lineage: Eukaryota; Metazoa; Chordata; Actinopteri; Cypriniformes; Cyprinidae
Gene: brsk2a
Product: BR serine/threonine kinase 2a
Exons: 19
Coding region: 266-2230 (654 amino acids)
Biological process (GO): protein phosphorylation; intracellular signal transduction; microtubule cytoskeleton organization
Cellular component (GO): cytoplasm
Molecular function (GO): protein serine/threonine kinase activity; tau-protein kinase activity; ATP binding
Source: RefSeq, a predicted model, not a curated record
GGCGGACACAAGCUGUGCAGGUCUCCGCAAUGCCAGUCGGAUCUUAAGCCGCCCGGUUCACCCCGUGACAAGGAAAGGUCAAAAAGAGCCCAGUUCCCGCCCGAACCGCAGACCACCCGUCCGAAACGGGCAGGAGAAAGCAAAGCAGACAGCAGCGUUGAAUCGGAGUAAAGCGCGUCCUCCGGUGCAGCGCAGCGCAGCUAUAAGAGGAUUGCCGUAUCCCAAGAACUGCAACGCCGCCUGAAGUGUGUUUAGACGGGGGAAAAUGUCAUUGUCUGGGAAGGAAAACAACACUACCCCUCAUGCCAAUUACGUGGGACCGUACCGCUUAGAAAAGACCCUCGGGAAAGGACAGACAGGUCUUGUGAAGCUCGGGGUCCACUGUGUCACAUGCCAGAAAGUCGCCAUAAAGAUCGUAAACCGAGAAAAGCUCAGCGAAUCCGUCUUAAUGAAGGUGGAGCGAGAGAUCGCCAUCUUGAAGCUAAUAGAACAUCCACAUGUAUUAAAGUUGCACGACGUCUAUGAAAAUAAGAAAUAUUUGUAUUUGGUUUUAGAGCAUGUGUCAGGUGGAGAAUUGUUUGACUAUCUGGUAAAGAAGGGACGAUUAACACCCAAAGAAGCUCGAAAGUUCUUCAGACAGAUCAUCUCAGCUCUGGACUUCUGCCACAGUCACUCAAUAUGUCACAGGGACCUGAAGCCGGAGAACCUGUUGCUGGAUGAGAAGAAUAACAUCAGGAUAGCAGAUUUCGGCAUGGCAUCCCUUCAGGUGGGAGACAGUCUGCUGGAAACCAGCUGUGGAUCUCCUCAUUACGCGUGUCCUGAAGUCAUCCGGGGAGAGAAGUAUGACGGAAGGAAAGCAGACGUUUGGAGCUGUGGGGUCAUUCUGUUCGCUCUGUUAGUGGGGGCUCUGCCGUUUGACGACGAUAAUUUAAGAAACUUGUUAGAAAAAGUGAAGCUGGGUGUCUUUCACAUGCCCCAUUUUAUCCCACCGGACUGCCAGAACCUUCUGCGAGGAAUGAUCGAGGUCGACGCCGGCAAUCGAUUAACGUUAGAGCUGAUCCAGAAGCACACGUGGUACAUAGGAGGGAAGAACGAGCCGGAGCCGGAGCAGCCGGUGCCCAGGAAGGUGUCGAUCCGCAGCAUCCCUUCGGCCGACGACAUCGACCCGGACGUCCUGGAGAGCAUGCACUCGCUGGGCUGCUUCCGGGACAAGAACAAGCUGAUGAAGGACCUGCUGUCGGACGAUGAGAAUCAGGAAAAGAUGAUCUACUUCCUUCUGUUGGAUCGUAAGGAGAGAUACCCAAGCCACGAAGACCAGAACCUCCCUCCUCGCAACGAUAUAGACCCGCCGCGGAAGCGAGUCGACUCACCCAUGCUGAACAGACACGGGAAGAGGAGGCCGGAGAGGAAGUCUAUGGAGGUGCUGAGCGUUACGGAUGGAGGUUCACCUGUACCUGCACGACGAGCCAUCGACAUGACACAACACGGACAGAGGUCACGGUCCAUCAGCGGCGCGUCCUCUGGUCUCUCCACCAGCCCUCUCAGCAGCCCACGGGUGACCCCCCACCCCUCUCCAAGGGGCAGCCCUAUCCCCACCCCCAAAGGAACGCCCGUGCACACGCCUAAGGACAGCCCAGCAGGGACGCCGACCCCUACGCCACCCCCCAGCCCCUCCAUCGGGGGAAUGCCCUGGAAGACGCGCCUCAACUCUAUCAAGAACAGCUUCUUGGGCUCACCGCGAUUUCACCGCAGGAAACUGCAAGUUCCCACUCAAGAGGAAAUGUCCAGCCUCACGCCAGAGUCUUCCCCAGAACUUGCCAAAAAAUCUUGGUUUGGUAACUUCAUCAACCUAGAGAAAGAGGAGCAGAUCUUCGUGGUUAUUAGGGACAAGCCGCUGAGCUCAAUAAAAGCCGACAUCGUCCACGCCUUUCUCUCGAUACCCAGCCUCAGUCACAGCGUCGUCUCGCAGACGAGUUUUCGGGCCGAGUACAAAUCCACCGCCGGCCCCACCGUCUUCCAGAAGCCUGUCAAGUUCCAGGUGGACAUCACGUACACAGAGAGCACCGCGGCCACCAAGGAGCACGGCAUCUAUUCAGUCACCUUCACUCUGCUCUCAGGUCCAAGCCGGCGUUUCAAGCGUGUGGUAGAAACGAUUCAGGCGCAGCUGUUAAGCACACACGACCAGCCGGGAGUCCAGCAGCUGUCCGGAAUUAUCCAGAAAACAUAUUAAAACUCCGCCCCCCACUUCCCUGCACAUCCUGAGAUGGACAGUUAUUGACAGACGGCACUUUUCAUGACGAACAAGCAGGUUUCCAAGGAGAUGGAUGCUUCAUCCUUCAUCAUACUCUCUACUUCCCGCUCCCCACCUGGACUAAAACACAAACACCCACACUUCUUCCUACUCAACCUGUUUGCUCCCCUGCCAUCUUCUCAGCACACCGACUUAUUCAAGUGGAACCGGCUGCAAAAAAAAAAAAAAAAAAAACUAAAAACAAUUCUGUUCCAAAAUAUAGUGAGCUUCCUCAACCCUUAAUGCAACAAACUUCAUAAAAAUGAACAGAGAAAGCACUUAAAUUAACAAAACUGAGGACUCUGUAUUUGUAUGUUAUAUAUUUUUAUGCACAUUAAACAUUAUCACAUUAUAGUUUCGAGCUAUUCACGUAGCCAUGUGCUAACGUCAAACUCUAUUGAAUCAAUCGAGUCUUAGUUGUUAGCUUAGCAACAUGUCAAAUGCAAACUGUACUAAAGUCAGUUGAGAAUUGAGUUACUUGCGCGCAUACUUGAGGAGAGCCAUGCGUCACAUGGAGUUGUUGCCUGUGACUUUUACAGAUAACUUGUUAGCUUAGCAAUAUGCUAAUGGAAAACUCUACUAUAAUCGAUUAAGAAUCAAGUAUCCGGUGUGCACAGCGCAAGGAAUGCCGUUUAUACGUCACAUGGAGUUGCUUCCCAUAAAGAGGGAAGUUGUUAGCUUAGCAACAUGCUAAUGGCAAACAUUACUGAAUCUAUUGAGAAUCGAGUUGUUUGUUGUACGUUAGACAGAGUUGCUGUUUCUGAAUUAUGGAAGCUUAUUUUUUGCCAAAAGUAAUUGUGACUUAUCUCAGACAUUUUGUAUUGCAAUUCUGACUUUUGACUCGCACAUACAAGAUAUAAACUCAGAAUUGCAAGAUAUUCCGAGAAGAAAAGUGUGAAUCGAGACUCAAGUUUAGAAAGACAAAACACAAUUCUCAUAUUUUUCUUUCAGCUGAGAGCUUUAUAACUGUCGAUUAUGACUUCAAAGAAUUCCCAUAUGCAAGUUAUUAACUAGCAAUAAGACUUUUUUUCUUACAAUUGCGAGUUUGUAUCUUGCAGUUCUGGGUUUAUAUCUCACAUUUUUGAAUUAUGAAAAUUGUUAUAAACAAUUUUAUUUAUUUAUUUACUUCUGCUGGAAAUAAGCUUCCUCAAUAAAGCACAUUAUUUUAUUGGUUACAAAGGAGUUAAGAAAUUGCCUUAAGCCUGGUAUGCAAAGUUUUAGCCUUGAUUUUGCCACCUAAGACAAAUCUUGUCAGUAAACAAAAUAUUUCUACAAGUGUUUAUUGUGCUUUAGAAGGGAGCUCACUAGGUUUGGAACAGAUUCACCUUUAAAAUACUACACAUAAGCACACACUCACAACUCUUGGAUGUUUGACUCAGAUUCAUAAAGACCAUAGGAAAAAAAAAAAACAACAACAUCAAAAAAAGAAACGCAAAUCAAGAAGGAAAAGACGACUUUGAGAGCUUGUCCUGGAGGAUGUGGACUUUUUCAAAUUGUAUCGUUUCCAUUUGCGCUCUCUUGAUUUUAUUUAUUUAUGACUUUAUGUUCAAAGAACAUCACUUGAUCUGAAAUCAUUGCUGCAAAAGGACUGAAACAUGGAUUUCAGUGAGUUUGGGGAUGGGUUGGGGUGGGGGAUAGUACCGAAUGAAUUUAUCCUAAUGAAUGAAUCUCUGUUGUACAGAUUGAAAAUAAUUAUGUACAAAUAAAAUGUCUAGAUGUGACACUAGCUUUAGUUCUGUUGUAGAUUCAGAUUUAAAGUAUUGUGUUGCCGAUCUUUAUUUAAUUAUUAUUUAACCCUUUUAUUUUCUGUAUUUAUUAUGUGAUGGAACGAUUUGUUUCAUUUAAUCGUUAGACGCUGAAAUACGGUUAUUUGUCCGUUUUAUUUACUUCUUUUUUUUUUUUCUGAUCAUUCUCAUGUUCGCUACCAGCAGAUACAAAAAACGUUGAACACAUUGUGGAUAUUUUUGUAUUUCUCCUUCUGUUUUAUCUCUGUCCUUAUUUAUUAUCAUCUAAUUAUAUAUAUGAGAACUUGAAUGUUACUUAUGACAAUAAUGUGUUUGUUUGUAUCAGGGCAACACAAUUUUGUUCGUUUAAAGAACCUUUCUUAUGUCUUGAUUUGUAAAAGUACCGUGGACUUUACGAAUCUUUCUUUCCUAGCUUCAAAAGAGAACAAAAUAGUAUGUAAAAACAAAACGAACCACACACACACACACACACACACACACACACACACACACACACACACACACACACAAAAAAUCCAAUUUAACAGUAAUUUAAGAAUGUAGUUUAGCCUCUUUGGGGAGGAAAUGAACUUAUUGAUAUCAAUGUCAGCUUCAUAUCAUUGUGUGUGUACAAUGGAUGACAAAAAAGCUGUUCUUGGAUCAGUUCUACUGUAAAUAUGAUGUGGUGGCCUUCGGGAAACUCGAAGGCCGUUCCUGCUCUUUGCUUUUGACUUGUAUUGAUGUGUGCAUGCACGCAUUUUCUUUGCAUGGCUUUGACGUAACACUUCUCAGAAAUCACGCUAUUUUCUCAGAACAGCUUUCCUUACAUUGUUAAAUGGGAAAAAAGAAAAACACCUGCCUUCACGUUUACUUUCCCUCUGUUAGUCUCUCUGCAACUGUUUUUUUGUUUCCCCCUUUUCUUUUCUUCCUAUUCUUCCUGUCGUGUUUUCUUCUAUCUACGCUGUAAGCAAGCAAUGUGAUGCAGCUUUUACUAACUUGCAGUGUCUACACGGUAGGCUAUCAGUUUAUAAAAUGCUUCCUUUUAUCUGUACCAUGUACCUCGAACGAGAAACUUUCGGAUGUUCACGGCCCCGUUUACAGACAGCUUGUUUAAACGAAACAACAAUAAAGCAAUACCUGUUGUUAACUUUACUAUUUUAUACAGUUAUAAAGCAAAACUUCAAUGAAGAGAAAAAAAUCUAUAUACAUGCAGAGCAGGAACAUGCAUUAAAGUUGUAAAAAAAAAAAAAAAAAAAUCCCCUUGUAUCAUACCUGUGAGCAAUUUCAGAGAGAAAAAUGAAACAAUAAACUCAUUCACUUAAUAGGA